This is a messenger RNA of Monopterus albus (swamp eel), 7437 nucleotides long. It is a transcript of the gene aff4, whose product is annotated as AF4/FMR2 family, member 4. Gene Ontology annotation, biological process: regulation of gene expression. Bases 398 to 3868 code for a protein of 1156 amino acids. Lineage: Eukaryota; Metazoa; Chordata; Actinopteri; Synbranchiformes; Synbranchidae. The record is from RefSeq and is a predicted model, not a curated record. Gene Ontology annotation, cellular component: nucleus; super elongation complex. The transcript is spliced from 21 exons.
GUAAUCUAAAAAAAUGUACUUGGUUAGAUGGAUGAUUGUAUAGAUGUUUCCAACAGCAACUGAACGCAGCACCACUUGCUGCCAGCCGUGCAUUCAGUCAUGUCUGUUGUACCUGCUGGCUAACGUCACUUAACUUAGCGAGCAGCAUUACCUACCAGUCACUUCUGUUCAGAAUAACAAAAUUAACGAGAGAGAAAAAUGAUUUUAUUUUGUCUUCCGCUCGAUGUGCAGUUGCGUUUUAAGGGAAAAAUAGAGACCAUCUAUUUGGUUUUAGUAUUUUAGCUGUUAUAGCGUUUUGCUUACUACAUUUUGCGGGUAACUGGAAGUGGAAAAGACAAAGAGAAAGAGCUUUCCAAUAGCUAGAAUGGUUUGGGCCUAAAAAGAAGACAAGAGCAACAUGAACCGUGAGGACCGGAAUGUGCUCCGAAUGAAAGAAAGAGAAAGGAGAAAUCAAGAAAUCCAGCAGGGAGGAGGAGAGGCCUUUCCAGCAAAUUCCCCCCUCUUCCCUGAACCCUACAAGGUGUCCAGCAAGGAGGAUAAAUUGUCGAGCCGUAUUCAGAGCAUGCUGGGCAAUUACGACGAGAUGAAAGAGCCGAUUGGUGACACACUUCCAAAGCUUGGUGGUAAACCUUCUAACAGCUCGUCUUCAUCUGAGGAGAAAUCUGGCCCAGCUUUGUUUGGCGGUGACCAGCGUAGUGUUAGUGGUGGUGGCAGCAGUCAGAGCAGUAAGUGGACUCCUGUUGGCCCCGCAGCAGGUGGCUCUUCAUCCCAAUCCCAGAAACGCUCAGGACUCCAAGGUGGGCACGGGAGCCAGAGGGGCAACGGAGGCAGCGGCGGCAGCAGUAGCCAAAGACACGGAGGAGAGGUGCGGGAAAAGAAGUCAAGUAAACACAGUGGAGGGUCCGAGCACUCGAAGUCACACACAUCGAGUCCAGCCAAGGGGUCUCUGACUUCCUCCAGCAGCAACAGCCACUCAAGGAGCUCAUUAGCUGCUGAGCAGCAUCACAGCAAGGAACGCUACCGCUCCAAGUCUCCACGAGACCGAGAGGCCAACUGGGACUCACCGUCCCGGGUUCACACCUCCUUCACCAGUGGUCAGCAUUCAAGUCAGACUUUUCCCCCAUCUCUCAUGUCCAAGCCCAUCUCCAUGCUACAGAAGCCCACAGCCUAUGUGCGGCCUAUGGACGGUCAGGAAACGGCAGAAGCCAAGAGCUCACAAGCAGAAAGCUACAGUGGACAGUCACACAGCAGCACCAUGGGAGAGAUGAAGUCCAAUGGCAAGGCCUCGCUUUCCAAACUCAAGAUCCCCUCACAACCUGUAGAGGGAUCCGGUGACGCCAACUGUGUGGAUGAAAUUCUGAAGGAAAUGACUCAGUCGUGGCCCCCUCCACUGACAGCCAUACACACCCCCUGCAAAACGGAGCCCUCCAAGUUUCCAUUCCCUACCAAGGAGUCUCACCCUUUUCCAAGUGGACACAAGCGAGGCAGUUCUUCCAAGAGCUCUAGCAGCCACCAAUCCAAAGCUUGCGAUGACCAGCCCACGAUGCUGGAAGAUGACCUGAAGCUAAGCAGCAGUGAGGAUAGUGAUGUAGAACAAGACUCUGCCAAGAAUGCCUCAAGGAACACAUCAGCAAGCAAUAAUAGUGAAGAAGCAGAGCAAUCAAGGGAUGACUCCAGCAGCCACAGCGGCUCAGAGAGCAGCUCAGGCUCAGACAGCGAGAGUGAAAGCAGCACAACAGACAGUGAAGCCAACGAACACCCACGACCUGCUUCUCCUGAACCUGAACAACCCAUGGCCAACAAGUGGCAGCUGGACAACUGGUUCAAGAAAGCCAAGCAGUUCUCCCCAGCCUCUCCAGUGGACAACAACAAUGUUCCAACCAAGUGCAAGAAAGAGGGCAGGGAUAACAGCUCAGGACGCAGCUAUGGUGGCCAGGGUGGGGGUUCAAAAGACUGUGCAGCACCCACCCCAAGCAGAGACCUAAGAGCGGCUCAAAAGGGUGUAGAGGGCGGCCGUGGUCGCCAAAAAUCACCCGCCCAGAGUGAAGGUAGCACAAAUCCGCGAAUUCGUGUGGGUAAAAAACAGCCUAAAAAGUCUGAGAAGCCCCCAGUGGUGGAGGAACCCAAGGGAGGUUUGCGAGUAGAGAGUGAGCCAGCCCCGGAGAUUCCUCCUCAUCGGCCCAAAGCAGCUACUAAGGGUUCCCGUAAACCAAACAUCAAAAAAGAACCCAAAUCCCCGAGGCCCAUCGCAGCUGCUGUCACCACCACCACUGCAGAUAAGCGCAAGGCCAAGGCACCCACCAAGACUUCACAGAAGUCUCGUGAGUUUGUUGACACAGAUUCGUCAUCGUCAGACUCUGAGGGGAAUGAUAGCAUUCCGUCCUCGUCGCAGACACCCAAGUACACAGAGAGCAUCAGGACCCCUGUGUGUGUGUUUUCUCCAAUGGAGGAGAAAGAGCUGCUGUCUCCACUCAGUGACCCUGAGGAGCGCUACUCUGCAAGGCCACCUCAGCAACAGGUUUUACUAGUAAAGAUAGAUCUCAGUUUGCUGUCUAGGAUCCCAGGGCGGCCCUACAAGGAGCCCUCGGAGAGAAAAGUGGAGAGGGAAGACUCUCUAGACAGGGACAGCAAAGACUUGAGCAAGCCAAGCUCUGAGAAGAGCUCUAGCAAGGCCAAGAGAAAAUACAAGACUGAUGAAGAAGGAACCAAGCCAGAGAGCAAACGAUGCAAGCUAGAAGAGAAGUCUCUGUCUCAUCAUAAAAACAGCAGUAAAGAGUCCAAGAGGUCUUUGGAGAAGAAAGAGGAGCCAGUCCCCUCUCCUUCCAUAACAGGUCUGCAGCGGACUCCCAAAGCAGAGCAUCCAAGUCGAAAGAGGACAGUCAGCCAGUCCUCCACCUCUUUGUCCAGCGGGACGGGAAGUGGGAAGGAGGGGAGCCACAGCACCAAGAGCAACUCCACCUCCAAACACAGAAAAGGAGAAGACAAGGGACGCAGCACACGCGAUGGAAAGGACAAAUCCUCAAAGGGCUGUGAUAACCAGCUGGCUGUGCCUCCGCUCUCCACGGACGGCUCCAAAUCUCAGAGAUCCAAGCUAGUAUUUGAGGACAGAGUCCAUUCAGCAGAUCACUACUUGCAGGAGGCAAAGAAACUUAAACACAAUGCAGAUGCACUGUUGGACCGUUUUGAGAAGGCAGUCUACUAUCUGGAUGCUGUGGUGUCUUUCAUUGAAUGCGGUAAUGCUCUGGAGAAGAGCGCCCAAGAGGCCAAGUCUCCCUUCCCUAUGUAUGCUGAAACAGUGGAGCUUAUCAAAUACACAAUGAAGUUAAAAAGCUACAUGGCACCAGAUGCGACUUCAGCAGACAAGAGGCUAGCUGUACUUUGCCUACGAUGCCAGUCCCUCCUCUACCUGCGGUUAUUCAAGCUGAGGAAAGACAGUGCACUAAAAUACUCCAAAACACUGACAGAACACUUAAAGAAUUCUCUGAGUAACACCCAGGCUCCCUCUCCUGGAAUGGGAAAUAAGGCAGCGGGUAUGCCUUCUCCAGUGUCUCCCAAAUUGUCUCCGGGCACAGCCGGCAGCUACUCAGCAGUCAGCAACAGCAGCAGCAGUGCCAGUUCUUCUGUGACCAUACCUCAACGUAUCCACCAGAUGGCUGCCAGCUACGUCCAGGUCACCUCCAACUUCCUGUAUGCUACCGAGGUCUGGGACCAGGCUGAGCAACUCUCUAAUGAGCAGAAAGACUUCUUCUUGGAGUUGGACAAGGUGAUGGGUCCUCUGAUUUUCAACACCAGCAGCAUGACCGAACUGGUGCAUUAUACACGGCAGGGCCUCCACUGGCUGCGCUUGGAUGCAAAGCUUAUUCCCUAGCGAGCAUUCGCUCCCUGCACACUGCUUCCACACACACCCACACCUCAGCCUCUUGUGUGCGCAAACACAUGCCCUCAAUGACAGACACACAAUUAAUUAUGUACUGUAUGCGCGCACACACACACACAGUCCACCUCUGGUCCUCCAUGUGCACGUUGAACUUUUCAGACAUAUCUCCAACACUGUGUUCAUUUUCUGCACCAGCUUGCCAAAAACACUGAGCAAUUUAUAAACGUCUCACUCCUUUAACAGCACCACACGGGGAGGAGUAUCGAACCUGAAAUGCAGGAACGAAGAGCUUACCGCCACGCUUCAUAUAUCAGCAUUCUUACUAAAUCUUUAAAGGCUGUGUUUUAAUCUCUUUGGCAUGGAAGCGCUGGGUGAAUUGUUUUAAAUACACGAAAAGUGGGGUUUGGUUUCUAGGCUACUUUGGCUAUUAACCUUUUAUUUUGUGUCACCAAAGUACCUCCCUCAAACACCAAAGGUGCUUUAAAAUGAAGGUUUCUCUUUAUAAUUUUUGUGCCUUGUAUGUGAGCUACUAGAUGGAGGUCACUUGUCAUAUCUGAAGUUAUUUUCUUUGCCCUCUUUUUUUUUUGUAUAGAUGCAGUUGUUUUAUGCAUUUUUAAACUGGCUCUAUUUAUGGGUUUUGUAGCAGCCUUUCAAUUUUCAAUCAAGUCCUCUUAAAAUAUUGGACACUUUAGAGUAAAGAUGGUGUUGGCCACCAUUUAUUAAACUACCAUCUUGAUUGAUCUUUCAAUGUUUUAAGCAGAGGGGAGGUUUAAGGACUGCAGGAAGGCCUACGGUGCACAGCAGAUUAAUACUUAUUACACACACACACACACACAUAUAUAAAUGUUCUCUUAGAAGUUACAUUGAUCAGUGUAUUAGUUUUAAACAGUGUCUCUUAUUUUCCCAAGUCAUGAACUUAUUUUACCCAAGCUUGCUGAUGGAUUUGUUUGACAAAUGGCAGUGUGUGUUCAAGCCACAUUGUUCCUAUUGAUGCAAGGAACACCACGGCCUCUAGGGGUUGCUAGUGGGAGCAUUUACACUCAUGGCCUUUCUAAAAUUGCUCAUAAUCUCUAUUAAGAGAUUAGCUGCUUCUUUGAAGCUUAACAAUAAAGGUCUCUUCCUCUGAAAUGUUUUUACACAUGUAGUUAGUGUGUUAAUGGAAAAAUUUCCUUGAGGAAGAGUCACUUCCAGACAGUGUUGGUCUUUUUUUGAUUCCCUUGUUUGCUCUGUGUAUUUUUCUAAAAAGCAGCAGGGAGUGUCUUAAGUAUUGAACAUCAUAUCCACAUAUACAAUGCAGUUUAUACAAACUGGGCCUGUGUAAUUCGGCACGACAAAAUUAAAGUCAUCUGAAAGAUGUUCUUUAGAGAGGCAAAGUCAGCAGUGGUGCAGAUUAGCAUUGUUGCAUUUAUAGAACAAAGAGUUUUAAAUCUAUGACUAUAUUUCACAUUUAAACAUUUAACAGCCAAUACAGAUUUUAUUUAUAUAUCAAGCAGUUUCCUCCUUCUGGCCAAGCAGAAGUAUAGCUUUUCAAAUGCAGUUUAAAGCAGGGUUAAACAGGGCUUAUAAGAUGCAGAGUAUUUGUAUAUGUAAUUGUUCCUAUUUAACAUUUAAAAUCUUAAUCAUGCUUGUAUUACAAGACAUUAGAUAAGGGAUGUAUCACCUAGCUGUUGGUAAAUGAGGUAUAGACGGCAGAGUUACCUGUGUAUGUCUGUUCAGAUUUGAACAUUUCAUUUAUUUAAAAUUACUGGUUGUCAUUAAAGUAAAAGUCAGUGGUUUUAAAUGAAGACACUCAUAUUACACCCAAGAUUUUAGUUGCUAUUUUCAUGAAUGCCAAUGGUCAGUAACAUGAAGGACUGUCCUUGUUAUUUAAAGCCCACUUCCUGGGAAUCCUGGGCCAACUAGUAUUCAUGGCAGAUUUUAGCUUUAGGUGAUGGCAGAUGCUUUUUUUUGACACUAAAACAACAGUUGAGAUUGUCUUUAGUUUUCUGGCACUUUUGCAGUGUUUCUCAAGAAAACAAAUCUUUAGAAUAACUGCUUUGCCCAGGCUUGAUUUUUAUUUAUUUAUUUUUUUUUGACUGGCUCCCUGACCUUUAUUGUAGGAGGGGAAACUGUUAUUUCCUCUGGCACUUGAAAAACACAAAGUCAGAGGAGGUAUUAUUUUAAUCUAUGCAGGAUUUUUACAAAAAAAAACUGUGGAAAAAAGAUAAUUUUUAAGCUUGGGAUUUUCUCCCCAUGUCUUUGUUUUUCCCGCCUCAGCAAGGAACCUGUUGAACUCAAGUGUCCAAUGCCUUUAUCUUUUGUAAUUUUGUCUACUAGUUUAGUAUAUAUGUGUAUAUAGAUCCUUUUUUAUAACUGAACACAGAUGGCUUGAGCCAUUUUGUACUUAAAGCUGGAGACCACUUUUCCCAUAGGAAUUCUUCUGUGGGUUUUACCACCCAUGUCAAUGUCUUCAUACACUGGUACACUUUGUAAGUACAGGUCCAAGCUUUGUGUUCGUUCCGUACACUGUCUUGUUGUCAACUGUACUAAAUUAGCGUUAGAAUAAUUUUUAACCGUUUGCUACUCACACAUUUAUUUUUUGGCCCCUUUGCUUAAUAUUUUUUUCUAUUUUUCCUUCUUAAGGAGCGCCAUUUUAUGACAUAGAUGUAAAUGUAUUGGGGUUGAAGAUGAGAUCUCAUUUUAAUUAUUAAUUUGAACAUGAAAGAAUCAGGGUAAGAUGAGGGUUUUUUUGACAUUUGGUAGGAAGAUGUUAACACUUGCAUGUUUCUAUUUAAAUACAAAUGUAUAAAUUGUAAAUAAUAUUUCUUUAAGGGUGAAUUUCUAAUACAGGUUGACAUUUUUAUUAAAUUUAAAAAUGCUGUAAAUGUAUUUGUGAAAUACUUUUAUGCACAUUUUUUCCCCUCUGUGAGCUUUUGUGUUCAAUCUUAAGUUGUUACAGAUCCAAAUCUCUUUAAUGCUGUAUGUCAGAUUUUUUUUUUUUUUUAUAAUUGUGCUCGUAUACUUUUCCUUAUUCACUGUCUCUCAGUAUCAUGUUGCCACAUAAUCAUUAUUGUCUCCAGAUUCAAGUGUGAAUAUUUUGUCUGUCCGCAUUUGAUAUGGAGGCAUGUACUUUUCAUGAAAUGUAUAUUGUUGAUUUCAUGGAAUGAACAGAUGCCAUGUACAGUCUGUUAUGUAAAACCAUGUCUCUCUUCUUCACGAAGAAGAUGUAUUUACUGUGUCCUUUUAAAAUAACUGGUCCAUCAUGUCUUUUUGAAACAGAGGUAUUUCUCUACACAUCAGAACAGUUGUAGCAGUUUAUACAGUAUGUUGUGUAACACCCAUUUUUCUAACAGUUGUCUCUAAAGUGAGACCAGCAGCAUACACUAUGUACAGUAGUCUAAUUUGGAUUAGUUUUAAAAGAACUGAUGAUAGAGAUAUUAUAUAUGAUGGAUGCAAUAUGAUUAAAGGUACUCAUUGAGUUUGAUCUUCAAACUUAGGUUAUGUAAUUUAAAAACAUUCUUGUGAAGUGAGUAUUAAUUGUGACUGUCCUGAAUAUUCUUUGUAUUUUGCUGUAUUGAGAA